UGAAAUAGCAAACAGUCGCAAACCCAAACAUUAAAUAUGUUUGGAAUAAAUUAAUUAUUGACAAUUUGACAUUUCAUUCCCCCUCGAAAUUUUUUGUGCAAGCCAUUGCGGCGUAUUCCACGAGAGGUAAAAUUGCCGUUGCAGGCACCAGAGAAAUCAAAGUUACGGGAAAGUCAAAUUCGACCUUAUCGUUGACAGUGAGAAGGCGAGCAGAAUGCUGCAGAAUUCGAAUGUUUUUUGACUGCCAACUUCUUGGCAACUUUGUCGAGUUUCCGGGCUGUCUUUGACGGUGCAACUGGGUGAAGCUGUGGAUGUUUGCAGAAGGUCUUGCCAUGGUUUCACAAGCGUUUCCUUCCGUACAUGACGUUAUAAACUGAGGUAAACUCGUUCGAAGAACAGUAAUAAGCUCAAUGAAUCUCUAUCACUCAGUUUCGCGGUAAGCAUGCCUCCUUGGGGUUUGCAGGUAUUGUUAUUAAUCGCGGGUGUUUUGCCUAUUUAUGGACAAACAAAUUUCGCACUCUAUGGAGAGGCAAUUGUUUCAUCGAACGACUCUUGUGGUUUGCAAGGAAACGAUGAAUUCUGCUUGGCUGUUGACCGCCUUCAACGUUGUCACGAGAUCGAUUACUGUGACGCUCGAUGUCCGUUUGGAGAGAAUAUGCCAUUUAGCGUGGAUCUUGUUGCUACGGGGAACUUUCAUGGCGAGGUGGGAUUAAUAAAUCAAUCGAGUGAAGUUUGUACUGAACAAGGAGAAAGAACAGUCCAGUUAAAUGGCACAAAUGGUUUUAUUUCAAAGUCACCUGAAGCGUUCAAUGAAUCUCAAGGAUUUACACUUACCAUUCAUUUGAGCCAAGAACCAGGAGAUAGAGGUAUUGUUGCAAGGAAAGAAGACAAUGCAAGUUUAGUCUUUGCAGUUUCUGCUGACAGCAGUAAUCAACAAAUGUCUCUAGAAUAUCUCAAUGCGAGUGGAUCAAGGAGCACACUGCAUGUCAACUACAGUUUAGCUGAUGGACAGUGUCACCAUGUAUCAGUUGUGCUCUUCAGUUCUACAAUACAACUGUACGUUGAUGCAAUUCUUGUAAUUGAAGAGGUUACUUACCAAAACCUCUGGAACCAAAGUGGAAGUAUCUUCUUAGGAGGGAUGCCAAAUGCUUCACAAGAUCAGUUCUUUGAAGGAGAGCUUGGUUCUGCUCAUCUUUAUGCCGGACCUCUCCUUCCAUCAGAGAUCAGAGCAGACGCCACUGGACAAAACCUUCACAAUCCACGUCUGGCACCACGCUGCAGGUGUCAAGUGGAGUAUCCAUUAGUUUCGUCGGAUAUUGAUGGUCUUCACUGUGUCAAUCCAAAAAACAACAAAACAGUGAGGCGUGUGAAUGUGAAAGCGCAUUAUGAAGGCAUGGCCAACGAUGGCAACCUUGAUACCUGGUGGCAAUCUAAACGAGCGCAAGUCCCGCUCAAUUUUACAGUGAGUCUUGGCGGCGUAAAACAAGUGUUAGUCGUUAAAAUAUCGUUUAAAUGGUGGCCGCCGGGAGGUUUGAUUCUUUUAAAAUCUGCAGAUUACGGCGCGACAUGGUUGCCUUGGCAAUAUUUUGCUCAAGAUUGCAGAGCGACCUUUGGCAUGGAGAAUCGUGGAAAGCUGGACUUUCCUAACAGCGUUAAUUGUAUUGAAGGAUUUUCAUAUCCUCUCCACGGCGAGACCGUGCCGUUUUAUUUACUUCAAACUACAAGGCCAGCAGCAAAUAGUUUUGAAUCGAAUUCAACUCUUCAGGAGUUUUCUUUUGCCACUCACGUUAGGUUGUCAAUGGUUUCGUAUCUGGGGAAUUCACCACAGAAGACAGAUUAUUUUGCAAUUUCAGAGAUUGAAGUCUAUGGAAGAAACUGCAGUUGUCCGUUUCUAAGAAAUGUUUCAUCUUGUCAGUGUGAUGGAGAUAUUGUUAGGCCGCCAAAAUGCAAUGAAACGUUGAAAUUCGACAGUGAACGCUACACGAGAAGUAUCUUCGAUGACACGCCGAUUGGGGUUCCAAUACUGCAAGUUCACGUCAGAAGUCUAUGUGUCAGGUCUGCCCUCAUUUCUUACUCCAUAAUUGAGAGAAAUGACUCGGGUUCAUUCCAAAUUGAGAACACAACAGGAGUCUUUAAACUUCGUUCGUAUCUGCCACUGAACAGUACAUUCCAAUUCCUGGUAGAAGUCCGACUACAGAAUGACGAACAUUCGGUAAAUAGCUCUACAGCACUGGUAUUAAUCCAAGUUAUUGCUCGCGACACUUUGAACUCGCGUACUAUUGUGGAUUUUGAAACAGGGAAAUUAGGUUUCCUUCAAGAUGAAAGGAUAUCAAACCUCGCGCAGCAGUUUGGGUUCUUCGUGAAUGGUUAUCCAGGCAGCGAGGGAAGUUUACGCGCUUUUGUUGGGGACGUGAGUGCUGAUAUGAACUAUACAACAUCACGUGAACAAGCAGUACAUGUGAAAGCGGUGCUGAUUAACAGUGAUGUGUAUUGGGACAGGCCAGCGGUGCGUGUUAUCGCGCAGGUGCAGGACGCUUCAUACAAUGUGCGUACAUUGGUGGACAAUAGCGAGAUUGUUGUUAAAGUCCAACCCAGUGCCAAGCUGUCAAUGAUUGAUGGGAGCCUGUUACAAACAAUUGCCAAGCCAGGUGCAUCCAAUGGUAUUGCCGAAAUUCAAGUACCUUUGCCUCCUCAGUGGUUCUCAGACCCCUCUCUUGUUGAUCCUGAAGUUGUAACCAUCACCUACCGCCUCCGCAACUCUGCUUUGCCUCCUGCGUUACUAGGCAACGCUACAAUUCACCCGCAAGACAACCCACAGUUGUUUACAAAUGACGUAUACGGUGUGCUUCCUUUAGAAAGUGUAUUCGUGGGAGGAAUAUUCAGCUUUUCGAUUUAUUGCGACUCCUCGUACGCAGUAGCCUCGUUUGGGAUAAGGCUAGCGGUUGGUCCGUCGCUUGUCAUUGUGGGAUCACAGGUUGAUGGACAGCAAUGGGUUCAUGUCGCUGUCAAUCGAAGCUCUUCUGAAUGGGUUGUGAGUGCAGCGUUAACUGAUCCUGAAGCUGCGCCUCAAGGAUUUGUCAAAAAAGCCGAGCUGGUGAGUUUUCAAGUCAAAGUGAAGGAGAUGGCUGCAGCUGAUACAAACGCUACUGUCACAGCCGAGGUAGCUUACCUAAGCAACAUCAACAACGAGGAAAUUGAAAUCGACAGUCAGUCACUUCCGGUUAUGGCGGCCAUGAUUGAUGGUUUCAGUCAAGUUCGGCACACCUUGGGGACGAUUCGAAUCGCCUCCAACGAUAUCGCACAACUGAUACCAUACGCUGAACCUUCCGAACUAGUCAACACAGCUGUUUUAAAUGGACAGAUCGUGAUGGCAAACGUGAAGCUCCUGGCUGUUCAAAGAUCAGGCGACAUCACAACACUCUCUGAAGCAAACUGCACGAGUCUUUCGAAAGCUCUCCAAGUUACUAAGAACUGUUCGAACAUAUUUCUAAACGGUAGCGAGCCCGAGGGAUCGCCCCAUGCGCGGGUACAAGUCGAGUACGAUCAUGUAAUGGCAAUUGUUUCAAUUCGCGUGUGGUUUCCAUCUCUGCCUCUAAACUUGAGUCUGAAUUACCCAGAGCUCGCUCAAGUGUCUGGUUGGUUUGAAUUUGACGCUUCUAGUGGUAAAUGUGCCCAGCGUUAUCAGUGGAGCGAAGUUUAUUCUGAAGCUCUGUUCACUUACGAUGGAAUCCACUUUGAAAACAUAUCGGCUACAAGUCUCGUCCGUGGAAUUCUUUCAAGUUUGAAUGAGUCUGUAGCAGUCCUGGAUGGCUUUGGUAACGUUCAUGGAAUGUCUCCGGGUCGAGCAACUAUUGCAGCUGUCAGUCCAUUGAAUUCCAUUCUAGGUAGCGUUGAAGUCAUGGUGACCUCCUCAAGACGUGUCGCUGCCCAGGUGAUUGACAUCGUCAUGGUAACUAAUCUGAGUGUUAGCAUUCCUACUUCACCCUACCCCAGACUGUCAACACAGAUUGCCGUGGCUUCUGUUCAUCAAGAUUUGCGUCGUGAUCACACACGUGGCUCCCUCGUGGCUUGCGUUUCUUUCAGCGAUGGUAGAAGGCAAAAAUUGAACUCUGAACUAGGCCUUCAGCUCAAGUCGCUUGAUGAUCACGUGCUGCGAAUCAUUGGGCAAUCGGAGGCGAUCUCCGUCGGUUCUGGAGCUGGGAUGCUUCAAGCUGAUUGGGCCUUGCCUGCAAGCCUUUGCUACCCGAGUGGUUUUAGCCUCGGAAUAGGUUAUGAAAUGACGAAUGUGCGUUUGUCACCUCCCAUAAGGCUUGAAAUAACUGGUGUCAGUCAGCAAAUCGCUGUGCCAGGAGAUUCUGCCACUGUCGCAGGGUUACCAACAUCAAGCCCUAUCGUCGUGACUUUAGUGUUCGAGAAUGACCACCACGUGGACAUGACCUCAGACUCCAGAACAGUUUACGACUUGAGUAAAUCUGACGGCUUCUUUAUUGUACAUCGCGACCACAACAAUGUUCCAAUGAUAAAACCAAGCUCUCUUGGCAAAGGAGGCAGAAAAGAUCUUGUGGUGCGUUUCACUCACUUUGCAAUCUCGCGUACUGUUUCAGUCAACAUCGUAACGUACGUAGGUUUAGCGUUAAAUGCGAGACCCUACCCACCCUACCCUGGUUCUCCGUUGAUCAAUUCGUUGAGUCCUGUAGCUGACACAAGCUCAUUUGAAAUGGCCUCACUGAGCCUCGCCAUGGUUUUGAGCGAUCAAUCAAACUAUGACAUAACGCGGCAUGAACUGACGUCAUUUUCAUCCAGAUCUACAGAUGUCAUAGUUGGACAAAACGCGGCGAACCGCGUGACAGUAAAACCUGGCGUGAAAUCGACCUCGGCUAUUCUUGAUGGACUUUUUAGUAGUGUUGGCUCUAUUGAUUUGCUGGUGAAUGUGUACAGCUCUCCUGUGAAUGUUGCUAACAUAACUGACUUCGUCUUGGUACCAGAAAACAACAGAACUUUGUCUGGUGUGCAAAAUUCUGCAGUAGCGCAAGUGCAGUUAUCUUUGACAUUCAACAAUGGAAGACAAGUAAUGAAAUUUUAUGAGGAAAGUUCAGCGUUAUUUCCAGGAUUAAUCACCUUGAUCAGUAAAAAUAGCCAGGUGUUCAGUGUGGAUUCCUCCACAGGUCAAAUCACACUUCGUCGAAACUACCACCAAACACUGUCUCUCACUGCCACUGCUGCAGUUUCUAUGGUAACGUCUGAGGUGACAGUCUCUUGCAACCUGCUACCGGCAAUCGGUGAUGUCGAUCUUGGAGAAGAAACAGGCCUACCCUUACCGCCAAGAAGUGUUGGAUCCCUGAUCCACAUUCAAGCGCGUUUGAACGCAGGGGAAGACCAAGGCGUCAAAAUGAUUGAUUUAACUCUAAGCUAUGACCAAGCAAAACUAGUUUUAGUUUCUGUAACAAAAGGAAGUGCUUGGACAACCUGUGUACCUGAUCUUAACACCAUAGGGCAGAUGUCACUCGAUUGUUCGAGCGACUCGUCGUUGAAUGGUCUUGUUGAGGUCGCGGUAAUUUCCUUCAAUGCCACCAGCCCAGGUGUAGCUGCAAUCCUCGGUUCCGUAACCACGGAUACUCUGGGAACUUCUUCUCUUGUAGCCGGUGACGUAGAUCAGGAGAUUGUGGGAAGCAGUAAAAGAAGGCGACGCGGCCUUGAUGAUCGUGAUAGAAGAGACUUGAUUGAAGGUCAUAGACAACGCAUGCGAAGGUCUGUGUUUUGCGCCACUCCUCCUUGUCAGUGUGAUGAGCCACUUCUUACAGGUGAUGUGAACAGGGAUUGUCUCUUUGACCUCGGCGAUGUUAUCUUUGUACUUAGGUUCUACGCGUUUUCAGUCUUCAAUUUCUCGAACGAUGCUGGUAGUCUCCUUGUCCAAUCGCUAACGUCCAAUCAGUCACGUGACCUUGACGUAGACAGAAACACCAUUGUGAACCCAGCCGAUGCGUUUUACCUGGUGAGAGCGCUGCUGGGUUUAGUUCGCUUUAUUUCUGUCGCAAGCGUGACUCCAGUACAGCUCAUCACUUCUGAUUGUCAGCUGUCAUUCAGCGUCACGUUAAUGUCAAAGACUGGCCCCGCCUCGGAUACUGACACUUUUGUUUUCUUCGACAUCACUUACGGGGGGAGCCCAAUUGAUUUUGCAGGGUCCACAGGAUCUCUCAGAGCUAAUGGUAUCUAUGGCAACGUAAUCCGAGGAAUAAGUCGCGGUAACGGGAGCUUUGGUGUCCAGGCUCCCUUUGAGCUCGUUCAGGACGAUCUUGGUCUUAGUGUGUUUCAUGUUACGCUUGACUCAAACAACAAGACAAGUUUUCAACGUUUGUCUGCUUUACUUGGCAGUCCUCGUCCGCCGUACUUGUUUCCUUUCAGAUUAUCUGCAGACCUAAACAUUUCUGGUCAAAUUGUAAGCUUUAACGCGAAUCAUAACUACAAUCCCUUCGCCAUGUUUAACAAUACACUGAGUUCUGCGGAUUGCAUCAACAAUUUCACGCCAGAGUUUCAAAAGCUCUACUAUCGCGCCAAUGUUUCGGAAAAUACAACGAUAAAUUCGUCAAUCAUCACUGUCAAUGCCACGGAUCUGGAUCAAGGAGACAGCGGAAGAGUCAGUUACAGUCUUGCAAGCGAUGACGCGCUGCCUUUUGCUGUAAAUUCAACCUCAGGUGUCAUUCGCAUUGUUAGAUCUUUGGACAGAGAGGAGAAAGCCUGGUACAAUCUGACAGUCAGAGCUACCGAUGGAGGAGCCCCGGGACGGGAAAAGUUUUCUCAUGCGUACGUGUUUGUAAUGAUCUAUGACGUGAACGACAAUGCUCCAGUUGUCACUAAAAUUGUACCGGGUCAUGUGAUCAAAAUCCCCGAGAAUGCUUUGGUGGGUAGCCCGCUGGCCACAGUGAUUGCCACCGACGCAGAUAUCGGGGAAAAUGCGCGACUUAGUUUCGGUAUUGUCAGAAACUCUUCGUGGAACAGGACGUUUGUAAUGAAUGCAACAACUGGUGAAGUGGUGUUGAACAGUUCUUUGCAUGGAAAAGUUGGAGAUAUUUUCAAGGUUACGGUGUUAAUUUCAGAUCAUGGUAUUCGUGUGUUAACUGUGAAUACAACAGUGGAAUUUUGGGUAACCUACGCCUCCGAUGUUGAAAUAUUUUUCAAUUCUCAGUUUUAUGAAGUGAACGUGACAGAAAACAGCGCAGAAAACACGAGUGUUGUUCAAGUGACGGCGUAUGUUCCUGGGCUUCCUUCAGCUGAGAUUUUUUAUUCCAUAAGCGACAACGAAGCAUUUAAAAUCGAUUCAGACAAUGGUAUUGUACUGGUGAAUUCUACAAUCGACCGUGAAGCCAACGAAGUUUUCAUACUGACAGUAACUUCACAGUACGGACAGAAUAUUAGCACCAAUGCUACUGUUAAUAUCACAGUCUUGGAUGGAAACGACAAUGCACCAAUCCCUUAUCCUGUAACUCUGCGGGUCAUCCCGUACAAUCUACCCGCAGGCAGGGACGUUUUGCGAGUCAAUGCAUCAGAUAAAGACAGUGGCAGGAAUGCCGCCCUUAAGUUUUAUCUUCUCCAAGACGUCUUCAAUCUCUUCGCAAUCAACAGAAAAAGUGGAAUGAUCUUCCUUAAUUCGUCAUUGCUUGACUUGAACGACAGUUUCGUACAGCUUUUAAUUGAAGUGUCCGAUUCAGGGAUGCCUUCGCUGUCAGCCAACCUUACUGUCAAUAUUUCAGUCCUAUUUCCACCCCAUUUUGAUCACAGCAGCAUCAACAUUUCUAUACCCGAAGAUGUUUCAGUUGACAAGACUGUGUACACGUUUACACCGAGGAAUAUCUCUGGACAAGAUCUCCACACAUACUUCACCAUCUCUGAUGGCAACUUUGGCGAGAAAUUUUCUAUUCGAAAUCUUACCGGAGAGGUUUUGAUUCACGCAAGUUUGGAUAGAGAGGAAGUCAGUUUUUAUUCACUAUCUCUUCACGCAUGGAACCUCGCUGUUGAACUUUUCGCAGAAAUUCCACCUACAGAACUCUUGCUAAACAUCACUGUCCUUGACGUCAAUGACAACGCGCCAUAUUUAGAAGCGGUCAAGCCAAUCACAAUCAAGAACACUGCUCACGUGGGGUACACGUUGGUGCGUGUGAGCGCCACCGAUGCCGAUGAAGGUCUUAAUGCGCAACUGCAGUACAAAAUAACUUCCGGUAACGAGCUAAAUAAAUUCGUUAUUAAUAACCUCGGUUUCGUCCAGUUAAACAAAUCGCUUUUAUAUGACAGCGUUGCUGGGUUUUUCCUUACCAUAAACGUGACUGAUCAUGGGUCUCCAAUGCUCUACAAUACAACUGAAGUCAACGUGACAGUUCAAGAUGACCGGAGCCCGCCUCGUUUUAAUCAAACAUUUUACAAUGCCUCCAUUCCGGAAGGCAGUCUCCCUGGAAGCGAAGUUGUUAUCGUUUUUGCCACCGACCCUAACGGAGACAGAAUCUUUUACAACAUAUCCUUGACAUUUGCAAACGUUGCUUCUAUCUUCAAGGUCAAUUCUUCCACAGGGAUCGUAACCACUUUAACUAAGCUUGACCGAGAAAUUCGCGACACAUAUCAGUUUGAAAUAAAUGCUUGUAAGUAUUCACCGUUGACUGGUCAGAAAUAUUUCGACAAUGCUAGUGUAUAUGUGCGCAUUUUAGAUGUUAAUGAUGAGCGGCCUCGCUUUGAACAAAGUGUCUUCAUAGUGGAGUUGGACGAAGAUAACUCUCCAGGGGUAUUUUUGAUGUCAGUCCAUGCAAAUGACAGUGACCAGGGACUCAAUUCUCUUUUGUCGUACGCGAUCAUUUCAGGAAACCAGAGUGUAUUUAGCAUAAACAGUUCAAGCGGUGAAAUAACUGUCUUGAUAUCUCUUGACUUCGAGACAGUGCACCAGUUGAAUUUAACAGUGCAAGCUAAGGAUCAUGGGAUACCACCACUCGAAGCCAACGCGUCGGUUAUAAUUAACAUCCGGGAUAUAAAUGAUAACACACCGAUUAUUGACAGUAACUUAACUUACAACCUGAUUUUACUGGAAAGCGUGCCAGAAGGAACAUUUGUAGUGCAAAUCAAUGCCAGUGAUGCCGAUAGCGGAAUUAAUUCAAAUCUUACGUUUUCAGUCGCUAGUGGAAAUGCUUUCACCAUAAAUCCAGCUAAUGGCGUUAUUACAACCGCGUCUGAGCUCGAUUAUGAAAAGGAGAAGUUUUACACCUUGAAUGUGAGCGUACAAGACCAAGGGUCCCCUCCCUUGUCAAGUAGCAUUCUGGUAAAGAUUGAGCUGAUUGACGUGAAUGACAUGACACCAGUCAUUUAUCCUUUAUCCCCUGUGUACGUGAGAGAAAAUGUGCCUGUUGAUACAGUCAUUACAAGAGUAAAUGCCACAGACGGUGAUUCGGAGAUCAAUGCGGUGCUCAACUUCACUUUAGUAUCUGGUAACCAGGCCGGAGACUUUAUCAUCAACGGGACAAGCGGUAUUAUAACAACAGCGCAUGCGCUAGAUCACGAAAACGUGUCUUCGUACGUGUUGAACGUGUCAGUCAUCGAUAAUGGAGAUCCACCGCUGACCUCAAACGCUGUUCUCGUCAUUUACGUCAUUGAUGUGAACGACCAUCGCCCUAUUUUCAGUCAAGAGUCAUACCAAGCCAGUGUUUACGAAAACUUCACGGUCAAUUCGACAAUUCUGCGUGUACACGCGCGAGACUUGGACAGUAGUAGCGCGGGAGGCAUCGUGUACAGUUUAAACGAUGGAAACGACAAUAAUACGUUUUUAUUGAAUUCCUCGUCGGGAGAAGUCAAACUUGCGCGCUCGUUGGAUUUUGAGGAAACAAAACAUUAUUUGUUAGUUGUGAAGGCAACAGACACGUUUCUUCCAAAUGACACACUAGAUGUCAUUGGUGCUGCAAAUGAUUCUAAUGCUUCAAUCUCGUUCUUUAGCUUUGCCAAUGUCUCUUUGUCAGUGUUGGACGUGAAUGAUAAUCCACCACGGUUUGACAGAGAUUUUUACUCUGUUCCGAUCGCGGAGAAUCUUCCAACAGGUUCUCUUGUUGCUCGAGUCCACGCAACAGAUCAGGAUUCAGGAGAGAACGCCAUGAUUGUCUACGAACUUCUGCCAUCAGGUCUAGCCACAGAGCUGUUUGUUGUUAAUGGCUCGUCAGGCGAAAUAAGAACGAGAUUCUCUCUUAGAGACGCAAAUUAUUUGACCAUCGUCUUGUCAGUAAUUGCAUUGGAUAGGGGCACACCACCUUUAAAUAAAACCUCCAUAUUACAAGUGCGUAUACAUUACAAUGUUACGUUCAAAUUUAACGACACGAGUCCUUUUACAUUUGUCGUUCGUGGAACAUUUCCACUUGAACAGCCAGUCAUGUUGAGCAGUGUCCAUGCUCAAGCUCGCCUGGACCUGUUUUCACAGAUGUCGGGUGAAUUUCAAGUUAGUACAGGAAAUAUUCAACGCUCAGAGAGGUUCGAGGUGUUGACAGAACGCGCGUUAUACAUCAAAGCAGCCCUUGUCAGUGAUUGGCCAGAUUAUCAGGUUACACGGGUCGCAGUACAGAUAUUUGACGAGAAUUUUAAUGUCAAGACCGCACCCACAAAAGUAUAUUUCAAACUUGUAAACCUUGAUACAGACCUGCAGGUCAAUAUCACUUGUGUUCCGUCGACCAAUACUGGAAUAUGUGUCGGAAGUUUACUUGUACCACAGGAAUGGCUGAACUCUACUGUGUCUCCUCGCACAGCUUCAGUACAGUAUGGUCUGCUACCCUCAAAAAUGGUUGAGCUUAAACAAGUUGCCCUUAGCGAAAGACAAAUCCCUCAAGUUAAGGGAAACUUUCUGAUCUUCGCGCCGCUGUAUUUGUUGAAUGUUGGUGAUGAGUUUUUACUCGAGGUAUAUGCUCAGUAUCCUAGACUUGUGAAGUAUUUCACUUUGAUCUUCACGGUCUCGAUGGGUUUGAAGAUAAACUACGUGCAAGCUUCUUCGUCCUGGAGUGUUCAAACAACUUUCAAUGGCGCAAACGAGUUUGUUGUUUUUGGAGUUCGUAAAGGUGAUCGCUCUGAAGAUCUUUCGGGUUCUAUCGCGCAGUAUUUUACUAUCAAAGCGGAAAUCGCUGAAAAUGCUAUAAUGGUGAGCCCAGAAACAAUGGAGUGCAUUGUUAGCCAGGUUAGCGACCAAGAGAGCAAUCAACUUGUUGACGCACCAGUAAAAGCUGUUUUCGAAGACCGACUUGGAAGGAAUGAGAAAGGACAUUUCGUGGUCAUUCAAGAUGACGUCACAGCACUUUUUGUCGUGCCUGAUUUCUCAGUCAUUGUUAACACUGCUGUGCUGAAUGGAAUACGGAUUGAUGUUCCUCUUGUUGUGUAUGGCGUAACUGCGUCAGGAAGCGUCUUGAACGUGACGAGCGUGACGUGUAGGAGUCUUAAUGUUGAUGUUUUGAAAGUUUCAAAUGACUGCUCUAGCGUGUUUGUAAAUGGCAGUGAAACUAGCGGAUCAACAGAGGCAAUAAUUGAGUUUUCGCACGAAUUUUUUACGACGAAUUCUUCCUUUACUGUAUGGACACCGACAAUUCCAAUUUCCUUGUGUGUCACUCCUGCAAAGUUGAAGAGAAUACGUGACUGGUAUGAUCCCAGUGAUUCCUGUAAGUCACGCUAUCAGCAUGCACGGGUGACAGUAAAGGCGGAGUUUUCGAACGGCGGACAAUCGUACGUUGGAGUUGAUGUUACACAGCACGUUAAAGAUAACUUAAAAAGUUCUAACAUCAGUGUAGCUGAAAUUAUUGGUUUAAAUGUUCAUGGUAAAAGCGUUGGCAACGCUUCCAUCGUACUUUACAACUCUCAACUCGUUCAGUCUCUUGGAGACUUGGUGGUGGAAGUUAGCAAUGAAGAAACAAGGGUAUAUGUUCUCGAUACAUUGAUUGCAACACGGCUAUUCGUUACUCUUCCAAAGUCACUAAACAACUCUUUGAAGCAUACAGCGAGAGUUAACAUCGAUCAGAAGUUUUCUAUUCCAGAAGACGAAGGUUCGGUGGUUAUAUCUGUGCAGUACAGCGAUGGAGUGGUAAACACUUUUGACAACCUGCACGGCUUCUACAUCAACUCUACAAACAACAGUGUGGUUACUGUACAAGGGGGACUUGUUACAGCGGCCAACAAUGGAAACGGAAAUCUACAUGUCGUUAUGCACUCGGGUCACUGCACACCGCAACCAGCCAUCAUGUCACGCGUAAACGUUGACGUCAAUUUCCAGGAACCCAUUGCAGUUCUCCUAACUUUAAGCUCAAGAGAAAUAACGCCUCGCGGAGACCCUGCUGAGGCGAUUGGGGUCCCCAUGUCUACUGAAUUAACCGUGACUCUUGUUUAUAACAUAAGUGGUCGUGAACACCGCAUUGAUGUUGCAAAUGACAAUCGAACAAUGUUUAACUUGGAAAUCGGUGGUAACUUGGCAAACGUCGUUGCUACAGAACGCGCGAUCGUCAUUUCCGCUUCCGGUGCUGGCUUCGGUCAAGUUGAAAUGCCAAUCAAGUUUGCGCAUGUUCAGACAAGUAGUCGAGUCUCGAUUGAUGUCAUUGGCACUCAAGAACUGAAAUUCUAUGCAAGUCCACACCCAGCUUUUAACUCGUCGUUGAACGUAAACCUUACUCAAUUGAAUCCGAUUGGAAACUCAGGAGAGCAUCAGCAGGGGAGACUGAACCUGAUUCUUGCGCUUACAAACGGAACAUCAAUUGAUGUUUCAAGAGACUCAAGAACACGGUUCGAGAUCGCUGCGAGUCAGCCGGCUGAGCUUGCGCUGAAUAGCGUCAUCGAAGCUUCGAACGCUGGGUAUCACGUGGUGUCAGUUCAGUGGAGGAAAGAAAAAGGACAGCUGUCAAUCAAUGCCAGUUUUAUGGGCGUAUUUAGUCACGUGGUAACCCUUGAGGUUGAGUCAACUCCUGUAACCGUAACAGCUGUAGAGAUAGCCAUGCCACCAAACUUUACGUUGACCGGUUUGCGAGAUCGUUCCACUUUGCAACUGGUCAUCAAUCUGGAAUUUAGCGAUUCUUCAAAAAUUCUUGGACUUUUCAGUUCAGAAAACUUAACUAUGUUUGAUUUAGUCCUUUUCAGUACCCAGGACACAACUGAAAUAUCGCUGAACGAAACUAGUGGCUUAGUGACCCUGCAAGAUAAUUCUCCGCAAGAUGUACGCGUAUCUGUUUAUGCAGCACAGUCUCCGUCGUUAAGAGAUUCCUUUACGUUCGCCUGCAAUGUAGACCCGGAUAUUGGUGACGUGGAUAUCGGUGACGUCACUGGUGUUCCACUCAAGUCCGUGCAAGUCGGAGAAAGCUUUGUAGCCCCUGUGCGCAUCAACUCUGGAGGUCUGGUGUUGGGAAGCUUCGAUGUUGAAAUCAUUUAUGACAGUGAUUUGCUGGAAGUAGUCGGUAUAAAUGAAGGUGCUGACAUGGCCGGAUUUUUUGUCUCUGACACAUCAAGCCAAACUGGUCAAACUGGAAAAGUGAGAAUCGCAGGAGCCCUCACCAUUGAAAGCCAGGAUUAUCCGGUUCGCCAUGUCGCAGAUGUCAAAUAUCGCGUCAUCUCGAGCGGUGUUGCACGUGUUAGUGGAACAGUUCUGAUGAUCGCAGCUGAUGACCUUGUUGGUAGCGUUAUUGGAAUCCCUGUUCCAAAAAAUAUUAUGGCAGGAGAUGUCGAGGUUACUAUCGACAACGACUUGGGUCGCCCGCGUAGAUCACUUUCAUCCGCGCCAUUACUUCAGCUGCAACCAGCAGUCAACACUCGUACGAGGCGUUCUGUCGUUGCUUGUGCCACUCCCCCCUGCUCCAACUGUACAAAUGGGAAGCGAGAGCCUGGGGAUACUGACGGGAACUGUAUUUUCGAUAUAAGAGAUGUUAAAUUCGCGUUGGCUUACAUGACGGAGCAGCAGUUUAACUUCAGCCGGGCCAAGGGACAAAGGAUACAGAACAUUAUCACACAACAGCAGUUACAGGCAUUGGACGUCAACGGCGACGGAUCAGUGACCUUAAAUGACGUUAAUGUUCUAUUACGGGCUAAUCUCCAAAUUGUCUCGUUGUUUCCUAGUGUUACGGUUAUACCUGUUCAAGAUCCAAAGUCAAAUUGUCUUCUCACCAUUUCUGUAUCAGCUUCGCAGCUUGGUGUUGAACCAUCCGACGCCAACUACACAAUAGUUUUCUUCGAUGUUUCGCACUCUGAGUCAAAUUUUUCCAACAGUUUGCGUAACAGCGUCUUCAUAACUGGGACUUUAGAUACCACAGAAAAAGGAAUUCCCGGGGGAAUCAUCCGUGCAGAAUAUAACAUUGUGGAAAGACGUUUUGUGGCGUCACUGAACACCUCGUUGCUGUAUUCGAGCAUUGGUCUGUCGUUCGUUCAGGUUCGUUUUGCAAAUGACGGAUCGCUUGACUUCACAAGAACUAUGAUGAUCAAUGGGUUAUUUUCACGGCCGCCCCUUUACCAAGACGCUCUUAACGCUACCUUGGACCUAGGGAGAGGAAGACGUUACAGCAUAACGAGACCAAACGGCUACAACCCUUACACUUUCUUCAGCAAUGCUUUAGCGUCCUCCAACUGUAGUGACGAUCCUUUACUUCAAAACGAUAUUGUCGUGGGUGCGCUUGGCGCCAGGAAACUUUUGGUAUCUUGGAAGCUUGCGAAUGUAAGGCGCGGAUUAAACUUCUCAUUUAUUUUGAGGCUGCGGCUUUGUGACCCAGCGCAGAUCAACGAAGCUUGUGAAAUCCGCGCGUUGGAAGUGAGUGGAACUAACCAUACCGUGACGGGCCUAAAACCUUACACCAACUACUCGGUGAAGGUAGAAACCGCAGGGUUACCACUGAGAGAGACACGCUGGGAAGCUGUGCGCACGUUAGAGUCAGUACCCGGGGGAGUUAGUCCACCUGUUUUAGAAGUCGCGAGUUCCUCUUCACUAAACGCCUCGUGGACCGAGCCUCAACAUCCCAAUGGCGUCAUCAUCAGUUACUCAUUGCACAUGCGCAACCUGUCCACUUACUCGGUCCUUUACCAAGGCUCCAGUCUGUCGUACCACGUGACUGGUCUAUCAGCUGGUCAAGAGUACUUUUUCUACAUCAUGGCCAAUACAUCAGUUGGUGGCACCAAGAGCACGGUUGUUAGUGCUUCUGUUCCAUCAGAAAACACACCAACUUCAGGAGCCGGGGGGACGGAGCUGUCAAUUGAGGCGAUUGUGGGGAUCACAAUUGGUAGCGCUGCGUUUAUCACUCUGUUGAUUGUUCUGCUGGUGUGGCUUGUCAGGAGACACGUUAAUGGUAAACAGCCGAGCACGCUGGAUUAUCAAUCAUUACACAAGUACAACUCCUUGGACGUUGGUGGCAGGGACAACUUAGCGAUGCAACUAAGAUCUACCUCAAGCCUGCAAGAGACAAGUCUGGCCAGAGGACGCAUGUAUGAACAUCAUUUCAGUAUGGAUGGACUGGAAAAUCCCUGGAAGGAGCAGGAUUUAGAAGAGGACCCUGGACAGGACGCGCUUGCUAUGGUAAAUCACAGACACUUUGAACCAGGCUCCGCGCGCACUCAGGACUGGGAUCCAGGCUACGAGGAGACAGUUCUGAAAGAAGCAGCAGAAGAGAUGAAUGAACUUGAUGCAGCAAUGAAAGAGAACGCUGACACCUUGAGUGGCUUAAAUGGACAUCAAUUUUCUCUACGGGAAGAUAACCUUGUGAAUAUGUCGAGACUAUCUCGUAGCCAGUCUUUUUUGAGUCCAGAAAACACGAGUAAGAAGAAGUCCAAGAAGAAGAAGGAAGACGCAGCUAUCGAGUGGGACUACUAUUAUGCCAGGAGUGCAUUAACUGACGGCGAUCAAUUUGGAAUUGAGGAAACCAAGUCACGUGCUCAGAUACGAAAGGCCCGCCUGGUGGUGGAGGAGAUGCUCCAGCGGUUAGCAAGUGGUGACGUCAACAAAGAGUUCCGGGAACUAGCCGCUGACAAGACUGAAGGAACUUACUUGUGUGCUAAUGACCCAGUUAAUCAGCCAAAAAACCGCUACAAGAAUAUUCUACCUUUUGAUCAUUCGCGAGUAAGCCUGGAGCUAGAGCAAGGACAAGAAGAUGGCGAUUACAUCAACGCGAAUUUCCUGAAUGGAUUUAACCAGAAGAAUUCUUACAUCGCAACGCAGGGUCCACUGAACAGCACUAUCGCUGACUUCUGGCAAAUGAUUUGGGAGCAGAAUGUGCACGUGAUUGUCAUGUUAACGAGGCUGCAGGAGGGCAAGAAGGUCAAAUGCGUCAAGUAUUGGCCUGACACUGAUGAAGAAGUGACAUUUAGAGACUUUGUGAUCACCAGCACUUACAAAAGAAAACUGGACAGUCGUGUCGUCCGUCGCUUUCUUCUAGAAAACUCUGGCAGCGGUGAGUGUCGAGAACUCAUGUACUUUCAGUUCACUGCUUGGCCAGACUUUGGUAUCCCAUCAUCCCCAGCGGACUUUCUCGAGCUCUACUAUGAAGUUAUGCGAGAGUUCAAUUCACUUCCAGUACCCGGGACCCCCAUAUUGGUCCAUUGCAGUGCAGGGGUUGGAAGAUCGGGGGCAUUUUGCGCCAUUCAAAACUGCCUACAGUCCUUUAGAUCCGCGGGCAAGAUUGACGUGACAGAGGUCGUCAGAGACUUGAGAAGGCAGCGGUCGGGAAUGGUACAAACCUUGGAACAAUACGCGUUUUGUUACAAGAGCCUCGUUCUUGCUCUGUUGUACCAGAUAAAGUUGAAGAAGCUUAAAGGAAUUUCUCUGUUGAGCCAAUCUGCGGCGACGUCAGGUGGCGUGUGGAUGUCGGCUGGAAGAUCUUUUAGUCCCCGAGAAAGUAGCAAUGAAAGCGUGUUCAGUCAAUCACGACUACAAAGUCCAAGCUCCGGAACAAGCCAGGAGUCCGUAACGUCACAGAACGCGCCUCCAUAUUCAUACAGUCAGCAGUUGCUCCCUCCAGUGAGGGAACCCUAUAAAGACCCGCGUGCUAAAUCCGAUAAAGACGACCUACCCACUGUGGUUGUUCAUUCGACUCCAAAGCUUUCAAAACAAGAUUCUCUUCCCUUAACAUUGCGUGAAAUCAACGAAGAGGGACCUAUUAGCACGGAUGUUUCCCUCGGGGAUCAGCGGAAUUUAGAAGUUUCCGUAGGGGAGACUGGUCGAAGGAAGACAACAGGGAAUAUCCGAAGGCGUCCUGAUCUUGGGGAACCACCGCCGCCUCCGCCUCCACCUCCCCCUCCGCCGUCGAUAUUAACGAAUGAAAAUGUCGUCUGUGAUGACGAUCUAGUACCUGAACUUCCUGAAGUAGAUUAUCCUAAUUCUGAACUGUCCGAUGACGAACCUUACCCACCUCCUCCUGAGGCGGUUUUUCUCCCAUUUGACGCAGAACAACCAAACCAGUUUGAUUCCUCGGCCUAAAUAAACAAUGGAGUUUAGAGCUGCUUUAUAUAUGUUGAUAUCUGGCAUAACAAAGUUUACACAGCUUUCUUUUUAUUUCAAGACUUUUAUGUUGUCGAAACAAGCAGUCGUUUGACGUUAAUGUGCUGUAACAUCAAAAUUAUAUUUUCUCUAAAUAAGCAAUAUCUAACACAACAUAAAACAACAAACAGCGGACAAAAUGAGAUAUAAAGGGCACUGAUCUCAACACAGGAACAUAGAAGGAAGUGAGGGAAACUGGAUUGGGUUUCUUUGAAAUCGAAAUCUGAACUCCUUGAACCACUAUGAUACUGCUGUACCACAACUGCCGUCUAUUUAUGUUUUUCUUAAGUUUUUAGUCCAUAAACUUAGGGAGUUUUUCCUGCAUUGUUAACUUAACUCAGGCACACAAUUAUAUAUGCUUUCAUGUUAUAUAUUUUUUUCAUUUUUAUAUCAAACCCUGCCAAUGUAAUUACUUUAUGUUUUAUGCCAAUGUUUUUUACAACAGUAAUUUACACUUAACUGAUAUUCAGUUUUGUCGUGUUUCUCUGUCUAUUUUUACUCCGGUUGUUGAAAGCGUGAUCAAAAUAAGAUCAUCCAGGCUCGGGAUUGAUUGUCGAUUUCUGUUUCUAACCUUUUCCGUGAUUUUCUCUGUUUACGUUAUUCUUUCAUUCAGGUUUGAGUAAUCUCUUACUCUCAAACCAUAAGUGGAGAAAGACACUUUUAUACAAGAGAAAUUAAAACUUUGGUUAGCUUUUAAGCCUGAAGUAACGUUGAUCGGUUUUUCAACAACCGGGUCGAAGGGUUGUACAGUGGUAGAAAAAGUUCUAGUUGUCAUAACUUGUACAAUUUUUAUGCAAACUUUAGAACAGUGUCCGAGAAUAUUUGUUGAACAAGAAACCCUUGUAGGCCUAUUUGUGGAUUUUUUCUCAAGACUUGUAAACCGACUAUGGUUUUAAAAGGAAAUGAACGGAGAUGCCUCCUUAAAAGACAUAUUUUUUGUUCGUUACAGAUGAAAGCUCAGUAUAAAAUAUUUGUAAAUACAAAUAAUAAAAGUAAAUGAUGUGGA
Messenger RNA from Orbicella faveolata, 18494 nucleotides. RefSeq lists its product as uncharacterized. NCBI's taxonomy places the organism in Eukaryota, Metazoa, Cnidaria, Anthozoa, Scleractinia, Merulinidae. Gene Ontology annotation, molecular function: protein tyrosine phosphatase activity; calcium ion binding; carbohydrate binding. The record is from RefSeq and is a predicted model, not a curated record. Gene Ontology annotation, biological process: protein dephosphorylation; polysaccharide catabolic process; homophilic cell-cell adhesion. Gene Ontology annotation, cellular component: cell-cell junction; plasma membrane.